AUGAGUGGAUAUCAGCCAUACAACAAUUUCACAUCCGACGGAACAGGAUACGGGAACUACAAUGGCAACAGUGGCGGAUUUGCCUCUGACGGGCCAAGCUCGUCGCAAAACAGAUCAUCUGUGACUCAGAGCAUCAUCCCAGUGACGAUCAAGGAAAUCAACGAAGCCGAGCAAUCGAUGCCAGACGCCCCAUUUGUGACCCACGGAUUGGAAUUGUACUAUGUCUCGUUCGUGGGGAUCAUCAGAGAGCUGGAAUCCUCUCAAGCCCAGUCCACCACGCUGAAGAUCGAGGACGGUACCGGUGUUGUGUCAGUGAGAAAAUGGAAUGACGAGGAAGCUAACGAGCCCGAACCGUUCAUUACCGGCGAGUACGUCAAGGUGGUGGCCACAAUCAGAGAAUUCUCUGGCAAGAAACAGAUCCAGACCCAGACCGUUCAGAAAGUCAAGGACUUCAACGAGAUUCCUUACCAUUUCCUCAGCGCCAUCAAAGUGUACCUGGAAAGCAAAGGAUCCGCUAAGCAGUCUAACCACUCUAAUGGAACAUCUGGUGAGGGCUCAUUGUUUGUGGGCAAUGGAUCAUCCGAUGGUCCUAAGUCUGACCUUGAGAAGAUCUUUGAGUUUGUCCAGGAAAACAGCGCCGUGAUGACCGACGGAGUGCCAUUGCAACUCAUUGCACAGAACUUCAACAUCGCAGUUGACGAGGUCGAGCCAAAAAUCGCCACUUUGAUCGACGACGGAAGAGUUUACAAUGGUUCUGACGAUACCAGCUUCCUGGCUGUUGUAGACAUUCAUGCCACGACAGAGUCCAUCACGGUGCCCGACUUUGAGGCAAAGAAACUGGCCCAGAGCUCGUCGUUUGACACUACUUCACCUCCGCUGACUUUCUUGUCAACCAGACCGUUUAGUGUCUUUGUGAGCUCUGUGGAAUCAACAAGGUCAUCGUCAACCUCGUCGAUGUUAGACUGUGAGGCAGUCCGUUUCCGCACAAGCUCCAUUCGUUUCGCGGUGGACAAAAUGGCGAUGGACUCCUCAACAGAGUUCUCAAUCACAAAGUUCCAAACCUUGAGCUUCGACAGGUCUCGAUCUACCUCGGCCGACGAUUUCGAAUCCGGUGGAUCUUGCGACUCCGAGAUCAUCCCUCCCUUGAGCUCCUUUCUCGUCAGAGUGAAAGAGUACAAGUCUGACGCAAACAACCGCUUUUUGCACAUCGGACAAGUUGGAUGGACUCCCAUCCACUCGCCCAAACAAUCUUUGCAGAAUUGGUGGCCGCAAGAAGUCAGAGUGCCUAGAACAAUUGAUGAUCGACAGAUAACACAUGUUUUCUCCUUUUUCGUUUCAAGAUCUUCGUCACCACCUGUAUCGCCAAUAAGACUGUUCAAAUAUGUCAAUCUGACUUUGCUUGAUCUAACAGAGUCCUCCAAUGACUUGAUUUCCAUUUGA
Molecule: messenger RNA, 1440 nt
Organism: Ogataea philodendri
Lineage: Eukaryota; Fungi; Ascomycota; Pichiomycetes; Pichiales; Pichiaceae
Exons: 3
Coding region: 1-1440 (479 amino acids)
Biological process (GO): double-strand break repair via homologous recombination; nucleotide-excision repair; DNA replication
Cellular component (GO): site of double-strand break; chromosome, telomeric region; DNA replication factor A complex
Source: RefSeq, a predicted model, not a curated record